CCCUUAACAGUUAACUGUGAAGCAAGCACUCAAACACACAUUUCUCCUUUUACUCUCAUCACCACCAAAUGGCACGCGGACUGAAGUAUUCAUUGGGCUUUACCCUUACUCUCAUCAUCACCAUUUUAUGGGCCGGCACUGAGGCCCAAUCCAACGACUGCACCAACGUCCUAAUCAGCAUGUCCCCCUGCCUGGAUUACAUCUCGGGCAACUCGAGCAGCGGCCCGUCAAGCGGCUGCUGCACGCAGCUGCGGACGGUGGUUGGGACCCAUCCGCAGUGCCUGUGCCAGUUGCUCAAUUCCAACUCCAAUUUGGGCCUCAACAUUAACCAGACACAGGCCCUCGCCCUGCCUGCUGCUUGCAAUGUCCCAACCCCACCCACCAGUCAAUGCCGCAAUGUUGCAGCUGCAUCUCCAUCUGGCUCCCCUGGGUCAAGACCCAAUUCUCCAAACACAAAUUCAGGGGGUGGAUCAGAAAAUGUGCCAGACGGUUCCUCAGAUGCAAAUUCCACAAAAUUGGGGAUGUCUCUGCUAUUUUCUCUUUUUCUCGUGGCAUCCUUUGUUUCUACUUUAGCAAUGGCUUGAUUUCUUUGGAUUUAUUUUGUGCCAUUUUUGGCAGUUUUUCAUUCAUUAUUUGAUACGGCAGUUUUUCAUUCUAAUAAGUGGAUGGAGGAGGGUUCGGGCGUUGUUUAGUUAUGAUUUGUUGCAUGUUUAUUGGAUUUGUGUCUGAUCA
Striga asiatica is the source of this 732-nucleotide messenger RNA. NCBI's taxonomy places the organism in Eukaryota, Viridiplantae, Streptophyta, Magnoliopsida, Lamiales, Orobanchaceae. The record is from the annotation of a GenBank genome assembly.